Molecule: messenger RNA, 4245 nt
Organism: Megalobrama amblycephala (Wuchang bream)
Lineage: Eukaryota; Metazoa; Chordata; Actinopteri; Cypriniformes; Xenocyprididae
Gene: adnpb
Product: activity-dependent neuroprotector homeobox b
Exons: 4
Coding region: 714-3767 (1017 amino acids)
Biological process (GO): regulation of gene expression
Cellular component (GO): nucleus
Molecular function (GO): DNA binding
Source: RefSeq, a predicted model, not a curated record
UUGUAUUGUUAGUCUAUUAUUAGUCAGUCUGGUCUAGUAUUUUUACCAUUCUGUGUAGUUGUAGUAUAGAUGUCAUUCAGCAAAUUGCAAUGCUUGAAUUUUAAUUUAAGCAAUUUUACUUCAGGAACUGUAGCUGUGGUGUUGGGCCUCUUAUGAACAGAUGAUGCUGAAUGUGUUUGACAGCGUUAUGUUUUUCUCAUUAACACAGGAUUCAUUUUUUUUGGGAUAUGGACGACCAUGAGAUGGUUAAUCAUGUGAUAGAUCAACAUAUAUUUUAAUUUUCAGUUUCAUUAGUUGAGAUUUGCUUGUGUACAUGCGUGUGUUUGUAUACCAAGUCAUCUGUAUUCUAAGGGAACAUCAGAUAACCUCCAUCCAGAGCAGACACUGCAGAUAUGGCUUUCCAUACACUGGCCUCUGCUGUUGCCUCAACAGGAGGCGCCAUUCCAGGGCUGUAAUGCAGAAGGCUGCAUAAAGAAAGGGAGUGGAAAAAGGGCAGGCAGAACAGGGAGAGGCUUAUAUAACAUGGAGGAAGAGCUGUUCUCUAGCGCCAUCUACAAAGGAUGGGAGAAAGUCAGCGAGGAGAUGAGGAACGCCUAACCAAAGAGAGAGAGCCCCCAUUCAGUGCCGAAGUGAAACUGCUGCUCUUUGUUCAAGCAGGGUGUAAUGUGUGAUGCUUGUCAUUGGUGAGGCCAGGAGCUGAUGCAGGUUUUCCCAUGAUGAAUACAGGUGGCAGAAUGUUUCAACUCCCAGUGAACAACCUCAGCAGUCUAAGGAGAGCUAGGAAAAAUGUGAAAAAAGUGCUGGGUGACAUUGGCUUGGAGUUUUGCAGGGAGCACAUUGAUGACUAUAAGGAUUUUGUUCCCAAUGAGUUCUACAUUAAAAACACUGCAUGGGACGAUGUGUGUAUGUGGGAUCCCUCAAUGACCAAAUCACAAGAGUACCGCUCAAAGCCGUUCUGUUGUUCAGGAUGUACAUUCUCCUCCAAGUUUUUCUCUGCCUACAAGAGUCACUUUCGUAAUGUGCACAGUGAGGACUUUGAAAACCGCAUUCUCCUGAACUGCCCCUAUUGCACUUACAAUGGGAACAAAAAGACUUUGGAGACACACAUCAGACUGUUUCAUAUGCCCAACAAUAUGGUGCGCCAGAAUGUUGGAGGACCUCAGGGAGCAGGGGUUGGUUUGAAAGAUGGUGCUCGACUGGAUAAGACGCGUGAUAAUAUAGAGCAAGCAGUGUACUACUGCAAGAAAUGCACUUACAGGGACCCACUAUAUAAUGUGGUGCGAAAACAUAUCUACCGAGAACAUUUUCAACACGUAGCGGCACCGUACUUGGUGAGGCCUGGUGAGAAGAUAACACCACCCAAUGGGACAACAGCAGGCUCUGGUGCAGGAAGCAAUGCUGAUUCUGGUGGUGCCAACAGUACGAGCACAGCCAUCCACUGCAAACGGUGCCUAUUUGUACCCCGUACCUAUGAAGCCCUUGUGCAGCAUGUCAUUGAGGACCAUGAGCGCAUUGGUUAUCAAGUUACUGCCAUGAUUGGACACACCAAUGUAGUGGUACCUCGGGCGAAGCCUGUGAUUAUGGUGUCCCCUAAAGCUCAGGGUGAUAAGGGCCUCAUUGGUGUAAUGCCAAAGGGUACAGUAGUGACUGGGGUACGGCCUUUAUCCACUCAGCAGCUGAGCCGAAUUGUCAUUCCUAAAGGGAGUUUGAACUCAAGUGGUCUCCUGUCAGGUGUUCACCUGAAACAGGGAGCGUUUGGUUUGAAGCCAGGGACUACACAAUCCUUGACCAUCGGAGGACAACAGGUUCAGCUCUCAAUCCCACAGCAGUCUCAAACAAGCAAACCACAGCUUUCUGCUAGUCUCCGCAGUUCGGUUUCUGCAUCUGCAUCCACUUCCAUACUAAAGAUCCCUCAGCUGAACUCUCGAGUUCAGGCAGCAGCUACUACAGUGUCAUCUGUUACCUCCAAGAAGGGCAACUCUGUCAUCGGCACAUCUUACACUCAGAAAUGGAAGAUCUGCACCAUCUGCAAUGAGCUGUUUCCAGAAAAUGUGUAUAGUUCACAUUUUGAAAAGGAGCACAAAGCGGAAAAGGUACCGGCGGUGGCCAACUACAUCAUGAAAAUUCACAACUUCACCAGUAAAUGCUUAUACUGCAACCGUUACCUACCUAGCGACACGCUUCUUAACCACAUGUUGAUACACGGCUUAUCUUGCCCGCACUGCAGGGCCACAUUCAAUGAUGUGGAAAAAAUGGUGACGCACAUGCGAGGGGUACAUCCCAAUGAAUCCGUAGGGCCACGGACAGACUCCCCUCUUACUUUUGACCUCACACUUCAGCAGGGAAAUCCCAAGAAUGUCCAGCUGAUCGUCACCACGUAUAACAUGCGGGAUGCCCCAGAAGAAUCUGUGGCAUUCCAUGCUCAAAACAACGCAUUACCACCAUCAUUGCAGGGGAAUAAACAGGUUACCCCACAAGUCCCAAAGAUACCCUCAGAUGCCUCAGACGUCAUACCGGCUAAGGCUACACCCCAAGCAGCUGUACCUUAUAAGAAGGAUGUAGGCAAAACACUUUGUCCUCUCUGCUUCUCGAUUCUUAAGGGACCUAUCUCAGAUUCUCUAGCUCAUCACUUGCGUGACCGCCAUCAAGUUAUACAAACGGUUCAUCCUGUGGAGAAGAAGUUGACUUACAAGUGCAUCCAUUGCCUUGGCGUCUACACUAGUAACAUGACAGCUUCCACUAUCACUUUGCAUCUUGUGCACUGCCGGGGUGUCAGCAAAACUCAAAACGGCCGGCCUGCUCCCUCUGCGAGAGUUGCACAGGCUCAGGGUGCUGGUCUCAAACGGGCAGGUUUAGCAAAUUUCGACCAAACUGAGCCAAAGAGAAGAAAAUCCGGAACCGAUGACCAAACUGGGCAUAGCCCACCAGUUUCAAUUGACAAACAAGACGACCCUGUAGUCUUUGCCUUGGACCCGAAGGGUUACGAGAAUGAGUCCUAUGAGACACGAAAAGCUUUCCUCACUCAGUACUUCAACAGGCAGCCUUACCCCACUCGCCGAGAGGUGGAGAAGCUUGCAUCCAGUCUCUGGCUUUGGAAAUCUGACAUUGCGAGCCACUUCUCAAAUCGAAGGAGGAGAUGUAUGCUGAAUUGUGAAACGUUAAACACUCGGGUCCUGCUGGGAUUUAAAAUGCAAGACAUUGUAGAUUUGCAUCAUCCCAUUAAGUUUGACUCAAAGUGCUAUUUCGAGAACCAUAAAAAUGAACAUAAAAAUGACCAUAAAAGACGAACUUCUAAGUAUCGCAUAGGCAGAUCUGCAAAUGCCAUUCGCUUUCGGCAAAGAGCUACAACCAACGGUGACCUGCAGCUGAAGCAUGGGACGCUAACAAGGGGUUCUGCCAAAGCCUUGCUUUACUCGAAUGGUCAAAAGACCAUCAUAGGGAGCAACUGUAAUGAUUCAAUGAAGAGCACCUUAAAACCUGAAGCACUUGUCAAUUCUGAACCAAUUGCUGUGGACUCGGACAGCGAUAAUGAGGUGAAUGUGCAAAAUGCUAGUCUCAAUGCACAGUCCCUUAGUAGUGAGGAGCCAGAGACAAAUGAUAAAGUGGAAGGAAGUGACUCUGACAUCAGGGACGACACCCACAGCGAAAACGGCUAUGGGGCGAAAGACUUGUUAAAUGAAACAAGGCAACGAAAGGGCGAAUGUCAGUCAGGUAUCACAAACAAGCUUGAACAAUCAGAGACUCAGUUAACCAAGCAACAGGUCUGAUUUCUGGACAGGGUGAAUAAAAUGCACAUGUAUACUUUUGCUGUACUUUGAUGUACACCAACAAUGCUGCCUCAUUGAACUUCUGAAUCUGGACCUUGGUUACAUUACAGAUAAGGAUCUGCUUUUCCCUCAACACCUAAAGCCAUUUGAGAAAGGCAAAAAAGUCAUGUUUUACAGUUUGAAGUAUGAAGAUGAAUGCAAAUUGUUUGCUUGUGAAGCUGGGGUUGACCUCCUUAGGAUAGGGAAAGAAAACACUCAACAUUCACCAAACAAUACAUGAUUUGCCUUCAGUUUGUUCCUUUAACACCCAGAAACAUAACCAUACUUGUUGAUGUUCCUUCAGCCACUCCAAAAGGAGUGAUUAUUAGAACCAACAGGUAUUAUUAAAUUUCAUGGUAUCAAAUAGUAUUGGUAGUGUAUAUUUGUACAGUCUUUUAGAUAUGUCUAAGGAGAUGUGUAGGUGUACUCACUGAUUUAA